This is a messenger RNA of Orussus abietinus, 412 nucleotides long. RefSeq names its product 60S ribosomal protein L37a (gene RpL37A). Gene Ontology annotation, molecular function: structural constituent of ribosome. Gene Ontology annotation, cellular component: ribosome. Bases 106 to 384 code for a protein of 92 amino acids. Gene Ontology annotation, biological process: translation. The record is from RefSeq and is a predicted model, not a curated record. Lineage: Eukaryota; Metazoa; Arthropoda; Insecta; Hymenoptera; Orussidae. The transcript has 3 exons.
AGAGAUAUUUUAAUAUCAAUUUGACUCUACUUACCAAAUUCCGUUUCUGCAUUGGAGUUGCGGCCUUUUCCGGUUUUCUGACGGCUGCGUGUUAUUUGUGGAAAAAUGGCAAAACGUACCAAGAAGGUUGGAAUCACUGGGAAAUAUGGUACCAGAUAUGGUGCUUCCCUUAGGAAAAUGGUGAAAAAAAUGGAAAUUACCCAACAUAGCAAAUAUACAUGCACAUUCUGUGGCAAGGAUGCAAUGAAACGUAGCGUAGUUGGUAUUUGGUCUUGCAAGCGGUGUAAAAGAACAGUUGCUGGUGGAGCUUGGGUGUAUUCCACAACUGCUGCAGCUUCCGUCAGAUCUGCUGUCCGUCGUUUACGAGAGGUUAAGGAACAAUAAGUUAAUUUAAUAAAAAGUCUUCACUAAA